GUAUACGAAAGUGGUCAGUAUGGUCAGUGACUCUUGGUACCUAAGGCGAUUACGGACUAUUCCUGUACGAACGCUCCCACAGUCUCUCCAUGGUAUCAGGAUAUGGUUCAAUUUAUUUUGACAGAUGACGUCACGCUGGCCAUUUUUAUGCCUUCUUUUGAUGCUUUUCGUAGAAAGUGUUUACUGCGGUUACAACCGUGUGUGCUAUUACACCGGUUGGUCUAGGCAUCGCAGAGGAAUAGGCCGAUUUACCCCUGAGAAUAUAGACCCCCAUUUGUGUACACACAUCAUCUACGCGUUUGCUUCUGUGGAUGGAAACAACGUAGGGUUGAACGAUUUUACAGAGGAAGACACCCUAGCACGAGUGGUUAGUAUGAAGGAGUCGAACCCGUAUCUGCGGGUUCUAUUAGGAGUGGGAGGAUGGGUUCAUGGUACAUCGCCCUUCACCUCCCUUGUCAGCUCACAGGCCAGGAUGGAAGCCUUUGCCAAAAAUGUGAUUACCUUUCUCCGGAGCUGGAACUUAGACGGACUAGACUUAGAUUGGGAGUAUCCUGGCUCUCGGGGUAGUCCACCUGCUGACAAAGUCAGGUUCACCCAGUUACUGCGCAUUUUGCGAGUCGCGUUCGAGGCAGAAUCCAAACACAGUAGCCUCCCACGUCUUCUGCUGACCUCCGCGGUGUCUAUAGGCAAGGGAGUAGUCCAGGGUGGUUACGAGAUUGCAAAAAUAGCAAAUGAAUUGGAUCUUAUAAACCUUAUGACGUAUGAUUUACACGGGUCCUGGGACCGUACUAUCGGCCACAAUAGUCCACUCUACUCCAGGGACGACGAGUCAUGGACAACGGCGCAACUCAACCAGGACUGGGGUGUGACUUACUGGUUGUCCAAUGGUGCUCCUGCCGAGAAGUUAAUGCUUGGCAUAGCUACGUAUGGCCGAACUUUCAGAACGUACAAUGGGAAGCAGAUGGGCGAUGUAGCCAUUGGACCAGGCCGACCGGGGAAGUUCACUGGAGAGGCAGGAUUCCUGGCCUAUUAUGAGGUCUGUCAACAUCUCCAAAAUGGUUGGACUCGGAAGUGGCACAAUCAGCACCAAGUACCUUACGCAUACUCUGAUGACGAAUGGGUUGGGUAUGAUGACGUCAGGAGUGUUGCUAUCAAAGCAGACUACGUCAAGUCACGUGGUUUAGGAGGCGCUAUGGUAUGGGCUAUUGACAUGGACGACUUUAGAGGAACAUGUAGCAAUGGUUCAAACCCCUUACUUCGGAAACUUCGUGAUAUCCUUCCGAACGACAAUACGGGACUUGUGCCUUAUGUGCCUGGUAGUGCUCCAAGUCGCACCAAUGACAGCAUCCAAACUGACGACCACGAGUACAAGCGCGUAUGCUACUAUACCAAUUGGUCACAACACAGGUCGCAACCUUUGACCUUUCUACCUGAGGAUAUUGACCCCGAUCUUUGUACACAUGUCAUCUUCUCGUUUGCCAAACUCGAGAACAACGAUAUCCAUAUGUUUGAACCAAAUGACGAUGAUCUGUAUCGGCGUGUGGUAGCUUUGAAGACCGUUCAGCCUCGCCUAAAUGUACUGCUUGCUAUCGGAGGCUGGACACACAGCAUCAGAGCGUUUUCAGACAUGGUGGCGACACCGGACGGUAUACUUACCUUCGCAAGAAAUGCCGAGAGGUAUCUUCGUAAUCACAACUUUGAUGGUUUGGACCUGGAUUGGGAAUUCCCAGGAAGCCGUGGAAGCAAAUCAAUAGACAAAUUUCGAUUUACCUCCCUUGUUAAGGGCUUACGACAAGAAUUUGACCGAACUGCCGCAACUAGCGGCUUGCCACGACUGCUUCUCACAGCCGCAGUAUCUGCAGGACGUGCCGUCAUUGACAGCGGAUACGAGAUAGAUAAAAUCGCCAGAUACCUCGACUUUAUCAACCUGAUGACUUAUGAUCUACACGGGAGCUGGGAGUCUGUCACCGGUCACAACAGUCCGCUGUAUAGUCCAAACCUCAAUAGUCAGGACUUUGCAGUGAGAUACUGGAUUGGCCAAGGAGCUCCUAAGGAGAAACUAGUGUUAGGUCUUGGUUUUUACGGGAGAUCUUUCACACUCCGUUCCCCUUCUGACCAUUCUAUGUGGGCAGCGGCAAUAGGUCCAGGGAUCGCCCAACCUCACACCAAAACUGAAGGUUUCAUGGCCUACUUCGAGGUGUGUUCCCUAGUCGUGCGUGGAUGGGAACGGCAGUGGAGUACUGAAAGUAAGGCCCCGUACGCCUACUCCGACACACAGUGGGUCAGCUACGAUGACAUGGACAGUAUUGCCGAAAAGGCUCAGUACAUUCGGUCUAAAGGUUUGGGUGGAGCCAUGGUUUGGACCGUAGACAUGGAUGACUAUAAAAAUGUAUGUGGUGACGGUAAAUAUCCUUUAAUGAACAAACUGAAGGAAGUCCUCACAGGUUCAUACAACGGACCUACAACGGCGCGUUCGGAAGUGGAAAUCACAAGAGCUCCAACAAAAACCAAUACAAUUCUGCCAACCACAACUGCAUUACCUAAAAGGACCACCACAACCUUGGCUCCAACAAAACCUCUGAAUGAUAAGGAGCAGAAAACGGUUGACAUGGCAACCUGUGGUCCACCGUCCGUGUGUCCCCACGGCAAGUUUAUACCGGAUGCCUGUGACGUAUCUGUGUACUACCAAUGCAACUUCAGAAUGGCCAUCACCCGUAAAUGUCCACCUACACUGGAGUGGAAUUUUAGAAACAUGGCAUGUGACUGGCCAAGUGUAGACAACCGAAUUAUAUUGAACGUUAAAACUGAAGUCAUAUCGACUACAGACUCUAUGAAGAAUACCGAAGUCCUACCUACCUUCCGAACAACCGUUUUCAUACCGAGGAAAGAGGCAACUACCCCCAGAUCAACGUUGAAGAAAACCAAAGACAUUCUGCCUACAUUUCGGACAACAGUUUUCAUACCGGAGGCCGAGGGAGUUACGCGUAAACCCACAUCCACAACUGGAACGCAGGGGACCUGGCAGUCAAUCGGAUACAAAGACUGCAAACCAACAUCCUGCCCAGCAGGACUUUUGAUUUCCGACCCCUGUGACAAGAAGUGUUAUUACUCCUGCGCAGAUAACGAUCGGGCAUUUCACUCGUGCUGCCCAGCCUCGACAGUUUGGGACGAACGAAUAUUUAACUGUAACUGGAGCUGGUCCCGUUAGUCCAUUGCUCAGACAUAUAAGUGAGGCUAACUUUGUAAAUAGCAUCAGUUAUGAUAAAUAUAUCAGAUGCAUUUCAACACUAAAUAUUGUAUGGCCUUGCGGCUGUAGAUAUCCGAAGGAGCUAGCGGUAGUAUGAAUAACUAGAAAUUGAACAGUUUUUGAAAAGCAUUUUAUUGCAUUAGUGUAUACAGAUUAGGAAUAGAUUAUUAUGAACAGUUCUGUUAUAUUGU
Messenger RNA from Pecten maximus, 3438 nucleotides. Its product is annotated as probable chitinase 10. Lineage: Eukaryota; Metazoa; Mollusca; Bivalvia; Pectinida; Pectinidae. Gene Ontology annotation, cellular component: extracellular region. Gene Ontology annotation, biological process: carbohydrate metabolic process; chitin catabolic process. The transcript is spliced from 17 exons. The record is from RefSeq and is a predicted model, not a curated record. Bases 125 to 3208 code for a protein of 1027 amino acids. Gene Ontology annotation, molecular function: chitinase activity; chitin binding.